Raphanus sativus (radish) is the source of this 1268-nucleotide messenger RNA. RefSeq names its product serine acetyltransferase 1, chloroplastic. Gene Ontology annotation, molecular function: L-serine O-acetyltransferase activity. Gene Ontology annotation, cellular component: cytosol; cytoplasm. The record is from RefSeq and is a predicted model, not a curated record. The transcript has a single exon. NCBI's taxonomy places the organism in Eukaryota, Viridiplantae, Streptophyta, Magnoliopsida, Brassicales, Brassicaceae. Bases 211 to 1191 code for a protein of 326 amino acids.
UACAAAAUGCUUCUUCCAUAGCAUGCGUUGCUUGUCGUUUACACUCCUAUAUAAUAUUACUCUUAAUUUGACUAUUGCACAAAUUUGCCCAUACAAAAGAAGAAGUAGUGAACAUAUACCACUCCUAUAUAAGCUCGAUCUGUGUUUAUCUUCUUAUCACCACACAAACCAUUGGCACUCUCUUCCUUUCCUGAAACUAAAUAUUCAAAAAUGGCACCCUGCAUCGACACUUCAAGAACCGGCACCGGAAAAUCCCUUCUUUGUCAAGACGAUGAUUCUCGCUUCCAUUACAUAAACCUCUUCCCACCCGGUAACUUCCCUGGUCGAAUAUCACGAUCGAGAACCCUCCAAACAAGCUCCCUGGUUCCAGAUUUUGAUCGAGUCGAUGUCUGGAUUAAGAUGCUCGAAGAAGCUAAAUCCGACGUCGAGCAAGAACCCAUUUUAUCAAGCUACUAUUACUCUUCCAUAACAUCGCAUCGGUCGUUAGCUUCCGCUCUGGCGAACAUUCUCUCCGUAAAGCUAAGCACUUUAACCUUACCAAGCAACACCCUCUUCGAACUGUUCAUCAGCGUCUUACAAGAAAGCCCGGAGAUCAUGGAAUCGACGAAGCAAGACCUAUUAGCAGCAAAGGAGAGAGACCCAGCAUGCUUAAGCUACGUCCACUGCUUCCUAAGCUUCAAAGGCUUUCUCGCUUGCCAAGCUCAUCGUAUCGCUCACAAGCUCUGGACCCAAGACAGAAAGAUCCUCGCUUUACUCAUCCAGAACAGAGUAUCCGAAGCUUUCGCCGUCGAUAUCCAUCCCGGAGCGAAGAUCGGGAAAGGGGUUCUGUUAGACCACGCGACGGCGGUGGUGAUCGGAGAGACGGCGGUGGUUGGAGACAACGUUUCGAUUCUACACGGGGUGACGCUGGGAGGAACAGGGAAGCAGUGCGGCGAUAGGCAUCCGAAGAUCGGUGACGGAGUCUUGAUCGGAGCAGGGACUUGUGUAUUGGGGAAUAUAACAAUCGGCGAGGGAGCUAAGGUUGGAUCGGGGUCGGUGGUGCUAAAAGACGUGCCGCCGCAUACGACGGCGGUUGGAAACCCGGCGAGGUUGAUGGGUGGGAAAGAGAAUCCGAAAAUGCUUGAUAAGAUACCCGGUUUGAGCAUGGACCAGACACAGUACUUAACCGAGUGGUCUGAUUAUGUCAUCUAAAACAGAAGAGUAAUUAUUGUUGUCUUCUUCAUAUGUAAAUCAAAGUAAAAAAAGAUUUGCAAACAAAAUUAAACCAA